AUGGAUCCAAAUCUACAAAAGCUUCACGGCAAUGUCAAGCGAGUUCGAGCAUGUUUUGAGAAACUUGCUAGCGAAAUAAUGACAAAAUUAAAUGAAUGCAAUAACUGCAUACGAACUGCUGAAAAUCUAUGUGAACAAGUAGUGAACGUCAAAGCGAUGCUGGACGAUAAAUUAAUAAACGUAAAUAAUGACGAAAAGGAAUGGAAAGAGAUCAAACUUAAACUAGCAACAACUGCUAUUGCAGGCAAGAUUAUACUCGACGUUGGUGGAGAGAAAUAUACCACUUCAGUGGAGACAUUAACUCGUGAGAAAGACACUUUCUUCACUGCACUAUUUUCAAAGCAAUGGCAACUCGAACGAGAUCCGGACGAUAAAAGUGUGUUUAUUGAUCGUGAUGGUAAACUAUUUAGUCAUAUCCUUGCUUAUCUGAGAACAAACACGAUGCCAAGUGAUAUACUGGACAAUGAUUCACUUCGUCAAUCUCUGAUUACGGAAGCUCGGUUUUUUCGUUUGCAUACUUUAAUCCACAUCCUAACAAAAUAUGAGCAGCAAGUUCAACUAGAAGCUGCUAGAAGAGUCUUCUUUGGUGAAACAUUGCUUCGACCAGAAUAUACACGAAAACUGAACGAAUUCUAUGGUAAGACUAACCAACAAUGGCAAUUGUUAUACAAAGCAACACGAGAUGGAUUUGCUGCAAAUGCAUUCCAUACACGCUGCGAUAAUCAAGGACCAACAAUAACGAUAGUUCAAUCAAGUAAUAACUAUCUCUUCGGAGGUUAUGCAUCUACUCCAUGGUCUUCAGAUGGCGGUUAUAAAGAAGAUACCAAUGCUUUUCUAUUCACUUUAACCAAUCCUCAUAGUAUUUCACCAACGAAAUAUCUUGUCGAUCAUACUUGUAUUACAAAAGCAGUCUAUCAUGGUGAAAAUGAUGGACCCACAUUCGGCAAUGGUCAGGAUCUCUAUAUAUCAAACGGUUGUAAUACGAACAACUCAAGCUGCAGUGCAUUUCCUCACACAUACAUGGAUACAACAGGAAAGGGUAACGAAACAUUUACAGGUGCUGACAAAUUCAUCGUGUCUGACAUUGAAGUUUUCAAGCUCGUUUGA
Messenger RNA from Adineta ricciae, 1107 nucleotides. The record is from the annotation of a GenBank genome assembly. NCBI's taxonomy places the organism in Eukaryota, Metazoa, Rotifera, Eurotatoria, Adinetida, Adinetidae.